This is a messenger RNA of Plasmodium inui San Antonio 1, 2376 nucleotides long. RefSeq lists its product as hypothetical. Lineage: Eukaryota; Apicomplexa; Aconoidasida; Haemosporida; Plasmodiidae. The record is from RefSeq and is a predicted model, not a curated record. The transcript is spliced from 2 exons. Bases 1 to 2376 code for a protein of 791 amino acids.
AUGACGGACGAGUACCACCUGAGCAUCCACCUGAAGAAGACGGAUGUGCUGAAGGAGCAUUUGAAAGAAAUCACCAAAGCUCUGCAUGAUGAGUUGGGGUAUUUCUGCCCAAGUGAUGGAGUGAAGAUCUCGAAGGAUCAGUCUAACGAAUUUGCUAAGAGCAAAUGGAGAAUCCUUUACUCCUCCUGGAGGAUGGAAGAUUUCACGAGAUUGAAUUUUAAAAAUGUACUCAAUAUUCUGAAGAGAAAUCCCUACGUGAUGUGGUGUGUUUACUUCCUCAUCGUCUUUAUGUGUGUUUAUCUGUUAACAUUAUUGCUGUAUACGAAAUGCUUUCGGAGGUUAAUUAAAUCGAUUCAUUGCAAAAGGUGCAGAAAGAAGGAAGAGAAACGGGAGAAAGAAGAACAGGAGAGUGAAAAUAACGAUAUACUGGAAAAUGUGAAGAAGCGAAUCUUUAGCAUUAUGACGUACGUCUUUUUGAGUUCGCUGCUAUGUGUUCUUAUUGGCUUAGGUAUCUGGUUUAUUGUUUUAUUUAUCAAGACGAGGAAUGGGAUUUAUAGCAAUGUGUGCAGGGCGUCUACUUCGAUUGAGAACUUCCUCACCGACCACUGUUCCGUGGAGGAUAGCAGGGUGGAUUCUUCCUGCUACUCCCUGGAGCACAUCAUCACUGACGCGGUCUCCAUCGUGGGGCAAUAUCAGGAUAUCAAACUGGAGAUAAAGGAGGACCUUCUGGUGGACCAGGACAGGUCGAUUCCGCAACUCACAGAUUUCCUCACCGUGUUUGAGAACUUCAGGAAGCUGCAGCGAAACAUGAGGAGGAACAACCAAAUCCUAGAGGAGCAGUACUUCCACACGUACCCAGUCCUGAUGAGGCUAGUGACCGCUCUGGACGUAGUGAUCCAGGAAGGAGAGGCGUACCUGAAGCAAGCGAAAGACACCCUGGAUGAGGGAAAGAAAGCAAUCAAAGGGACGUUCGAAGAGAUUGACCAAGUUUUAGGAAAAACAUUUAGAGAAAACAUGGACAUGGUAAACGAUAAAAUUACGCUCUUCAAUAAAACGAUGAAAGAAGUACUCCACCAGUAUAGGAUAAAGAAGAACAUAAAGAAGUACACCAUCUCGAUCCUGAUUGUCAAGUUGGUGUUGCUCAUUCCUCCUCUUCUCAUUCUGGUCGGACUAUUGUUGUUCCUAUACUUUGUGGUAAAAGGGGACAUAGGAGAUAGUAGUCAUUUUUUUCUGGACCUCUUUGGAGUGUUCAGCGUGUAUUUUGGCUUUCUAACGAUUGUGAUUUUGUUAAUAGGGAUAGCCUUACUCAGCGCAUCGGUCUUGGGUGGGACGAGCUGUAUCAUCGCAGAUCGUGUUUUAAAGAAUGAGCUGAACUUUGACGUGUUUAAGGAUACCACGAUAGAUUACUGCCUGAAGAAUGAGAAUUCGCCCCUUAUAUCAGAGGACAUGCUCCAAGGUAUUGUUGAUAACGUGAAUUCAUUCGACACGAGCGAAAUGGAGAAGACGGUAAAUGAGUACGAUGCCUCUUUCAAAGAAAUGAAGGAGACGUUCCAGCAAAACACACAGAACUUUGUAAGCUAUCUGUGGGUGGUUAUUACUAAGCCGAGGAACAACAUAUAUAUUAAUAACAUCCGAUUGAAUGAGCUUAAGCAGUCCCUCCUGGCAACCAGCAUCACUCGUGAUAAUGUCAAAUUUGGCCAAUUCACUCUGUGGGGAACAGAUGAAUACCUGCAUCAUUUGAAUCGCCAUUAUUUUCCGGAUAAUCGCUUUGCCCUUUGUUUCGAAAAUGAAGAAUGUGAGGGGGACGAAAAUAAGUUUAACAUCAGUUCCAAGUCCUCCAUUGAUGACGCCAAGUACCGGACGUUGAGGGGUCACGUUAGGCCUAAUGUCCACGCAGAUGACUUAGACAAUGUGGUAAAUCUAUUCAUUUGGAAGUCUCGAAUCAGGACGGAGAAAAUCUUCUCUGUAGAAGACCUGGACAGCAGCAUGACGGAGAAAAUAGGGUGGAGCCAGUACACGCCAAGGAUUAAAGGAAGAGAGGGUAGAGAACAUGAGACCUCCCUCCUGAGGAAGUACCUCGUGGAAGACAUUGAAGAACUCAACUUCAACCAUGUGAUUAGCUUUUUCCAGAAAAUUAAACAAAAGUUCGACGCGCUCAAAUAUAUGAUCGUUACCAAGGCGAAUCAACUAAUGAACAACCUCAACUGCAGCAGACUCGUUGGCGAAGUGAAGAACCUGAAGAACCUCUACUGCGACAGUGUCGUCCUUAAUAUGACACUCCUCUCGGUCGCGCUUAUCUCCUUCUCCAUCAUUUCGUUCCUUCUCUGGUACUUCUUUCUCUUUUUUUGGCUCUACUACCAGAUGAAGAUGAUGUGA